This is a messenger RNA of Microplitis mediator, 1025 nucleotides long. RefSeq lists its product as uncharacterized. The record is from RefSeq and is a predicted model, not a curated record. The coding region runs from base 1 to 876 and encodes 291 amino acids. The transcript has 4 exons. NCBI's taxonomy places the organism in Eukaryota, Metazoa, Arthropoda, Insecta, Hymenoptera, Braconidae.
AUGGAUUCUAAAUUUUGCCCGCAUACAAUAGAACCUGCUUCCGAAACUUCUGAAAAUGAUAAUUCUGGAUCGGAUGUAAAGUGUUACAGUAAAACAGAUAAUCAUUACAUUCUUCAAUUAUUCUGCUAUUGCGAUAAAUAUUCUGAUGAAGAAUUAAGCAUUCGGACUUUGAGUUUGAGAGAACAUUACACUGAUAGCGCGGAUAGUCGCGUUGUCACGGGGAUUAGAUUUUCUGUCAAAGAUAAUAUAAUUUCGAUAGACAUUCAGGAGGGCAAGUUGGUUAACAGUACUGUGGAUCGCAAUACUGUUCGAUGGGUCCCCGGUAAUGGUUACCCUCCGUCAAAAGGACCUGAUAAGAUAAAACUCAGUUUUUAUGUAAAAUCAUUCAAUCUAGAUGACAUUGAACUACCAGACGGCUAUUUUGUCACAGGUGUUAAAUUUGAAUUGCUCGAUGACAAUCACAUAACGUUGGUAGUAAGAGGAACAAAAAUAUGGGAAGAGUGUCAAUAUUGGCAGUCAUCAAAUCAUCACUGGUUCUAUCCCAUCUCUGCACCCCGCGAUCUCAGAGAAAAAAUAGACAUCAAGGAUUAUAAGAACUCAGCUGAGGUUCCUGUUCAAAAUAUAGAAAUGAGUAAUUCUGGAUGGAACUACAUCGAUUUAUCUGUCGGUCUACUAUCGCAGAAAUAUAAUAACUUGCCAGUAAUUCCAUUUUUCGACUCACAAAGUGUCCAGUCCACCCCGCCGUCUCCACUCGGAGGGGUGGGAUUGUUUCACAAAGGACAACUUGGAUACGGCGGUUUCAUUGCAUUUCGAUUGAUUUCAUCUCCAUAUACGUUCAAUAUCUUUUCGGAAAUGGUCAACUACAACAGUUUCUAAAGUAACUUUUUGUCGUCGAUAUUUUAAUUACAUCAUUAAAAACACUCUUAUGCUUCUCAAGUUUAUAUUUACUGAUCAUUACUUUAUGUCAUUAAAAAUUACAGCACCAGUUGUGGUUUAUUUCCUUACACUUAAAUUUUAUACAUAAU